ACUGUAGUAACAAUAAUGGCUGCCCCUAGCAGUAAGCAAGUUCUCCGGCGCCUCUGUCAAUUUGGCGCCUUUAUUUUGACACGAUUUGGUUUCUGGAACUGCUUUACAAUGCUGAUGCUCUUUGCGGAGCGCGCUGAUGUAAAAAGGAAACCUGACAUCCAGGUUCCCUACUUGUACUUUGACAUGGGGGCAUCAGUUCUUUGUGCCAGCUUCAUGUCCUUUGGGGUGAAGAGGAGGUGGUUUGCACUGGGGGCCGCCAUACAGUUAGCUAUCAGCACCUACGCUUCUUAUAUUGGUGAACAAGUGCACUAUAGUGACUGGCUGAAGGUAAGGAUGUACUCCAGAACCCUGGCUAUCAUCGGGGGUUUCCUGGUCCUAGCCAGUGGUGCGGGGGAGGUAUACAGACAGAAACAUCGCACCAGAUCGCUGCAGUCCACUGGACAGGUCUUCAUAGGGGUCUACCUCAUCUGUAUGGUGUACUCCCUCCAGCACAGUAAAGAGGACAGGAUGGCCUACCUGAAUCACAUCCCUGGUGGGGAGAUCACCCUAAUGCUACUGGUGGUGCUGUUUGGAGUGCUGGCCCUGGCCUUCCUCUCUGGCUGUUAUAUCCGCCUAGCUUCACAGAUCCUGGCCGUGGUCCUGCCCCUCAUCCUGCUAUUCAUCGACGGUAACCUGGGCUACUGGCACAACACGCGCCAUGUAGAGUUCUGGAACCAGUUGAAGCUGAUGGGGCAUAACGUGGGUAUUUUCGGGGCUGUGCUGAUUCUGGCUACAGACGGUUGAAUGGAAUGGACACCUUGGCAGACUAUCAGAAGAGAGGCCACUACUUAACAUGUGACUGAAGCUACAUUUAGUGUUUCAAAUGGCACCCUAUUCCCUAUAUAUUGCACUACUUUUGACCAAAGCUUUGGCCAAAGUAGUGCAUUAUAUUGGGAAUAGGGUGCCACCUGGUCAAAAGUAGUGCACUAUAUUGGGAAUAAGGUGCCAUGUGAGACUUAUACAGUCUUUUUGGAUCCUCAGAUGAACUGAUCCUCACUUACAGCAGGAGAUAAAUGGUGAUUGGACGCUAAUCCCUGCCUGACAGACAGCCAUGUGGGUAGACCUUAUCGUUAACUACCUGUCCAACUUUGUUUCUGCAAAAAAUUGUUUUUUUUAAUACUGAACAAAAAUAUAUAACGCAACAAUUAACUAUUUUACAGUUCAUAUAAGGAAAUCAGUCAAUUCAAAUAAAUAAAUUAGGCCCUAACCUAUGGAUUUAACAGGGUGGGGGCAUAGGCCCACCCACUGUGGAGCCAGACGCAGCCAAUCAGAAUACGUUUUUCCCCACAAAAGGGCUUUAUUACAGACAGAAAUACUCAGUUUCAACAGCUGUCUGGGUGGCUGGUCUCAGACGAUCCCACAGGUGAAGAAGCUGGAUGUGGAGGUCCUGGGCUGGCAUGGUUACACGUGGGUCUGCGGUUGUGUGGCCCAUUGGACGUACAACCAAAUUCUCUAAAACGAUGUUGGAGGUGGCUUAUGGAAGGGAAAUGAACAUUAAAUUAUCUGGAAAGAGCUCUAGUGGACAUUCCUGUAGUC
This is a messenger RNA of Salvelinus namaycush (lake trout), 1575 nucleotides long. RefSeq names its product transmembrane protein 101 (gene tmem101). The record is from RefSeq and is a predicted model, not a curated record. The coding region runs from base 16 to 783 and encodes 255 amino acids. The transcript has 4 exons. Gene Ontology annotation, biological process: positive regulation of canonical NF-kappaB signal transduction. Lineage: Eukaryota; Metazoa; Chordata; Actinopteri; Salmoniformes; Salmonidae.